GUUAUAAAAUGACAUUUUCUGUGUGUAGAAAAGUGAAAAUUCACGAAAAAAAUACUCCUCUUCACUUGAGUGACAGUAAUUGCCGAUCGUCUCUCUCAGAUCCUUCUUCGUUCUCUCGCUAGCAUUCCUCUCCGAUAAUCCGAUGGCGACGGCGACUUAUCCACCGCCGCCGCCGUAUUACAGGCUCUACAAAAACUAUUCCGAGGAUCCCGAUUCCUGCCCCGCGCCGCCGCCUCCUAUUCAGGGCCCCUACCUCCUCUAUGGCGCCAGCUACACGACGGAUGAUGUCCUUCCAGGUCUAGAAGAACAGGGUGUUCGUCAGUUGUACCCUAAAGGGCCCAAUAUCGAUUUCAAGAAAGAGCUCAGGUCUCUUAACAGGGAAUUGCAGUUAAAUAUUUUGGAGCUUGCUGAUGUUCUUGUAGAGCGUCCAUCGCAGUAUGCUAGGAGAGUAGAAGACAUCUCUUUAAUUUUCAAGAAUUUAUAUCACCUUCUGAAUUCUCUGCGUCCGCACCAGGCUAGAGCAACAUUGAUCCAUAUUCUAGAACUCCAGAUACAGAGGCGUAAACAAGCUGUGGAGGACAUUAAAAGGAGAAGAGAGGAAGCACAGAGACUUCUAACAGAGGCACUUGGAACUCUCGAUGGACAAUAGGGACCAACUCAUAGUUUCAGAUACGACAUGUUUGUGAGUGCUACUAAGGAGCAUUCAGCCUUACUCAACUAACAAACUGAUUCUGCAAAUGGACCGACUUUGAAGAUGCUAACUCUUCUGCUGAUUCUGUAUGUGGUGAUACUGAAUUGGAAUGUGCUUGUCUGACUGUACCUUACAUGGGCACACGUUCAUUGUGGUGCCACUCCUUUUUUUCUUUUUUGUGGCAAAAACUUGUGUAUAUAUCUGGAUGUACGGGUCAUCUAAUCCAAUUAGGGUUCAUCAAUUUCCAUUAGGGUUUAUUAAUCAUCAAUUAGAAUUUAUGAAUCCUUUCAUAGAGUUUAUGAAUUGCAAUUUGAAUGUAAUUAGGGUGGACGCAAUGUGCAUCUAGAUGCACUAGAGUAUGCUCUCCUUUUUUUCUUUUUCUUUUCUAA
Molecule: messenger RNA, 1080 nt
Organism: Salvia miltiorrhiza (redroot sage)
Lineage: Eukaryota; Viridiplantae; Streptophyta; Magnoliopsida; Lamiales; Lamiaceae
Product: mediator of RNA polymerase II transcription subunit 7a-like
Exons: 5
Coding region: 143-649 (168 amino acids)
Biological process (GO): regulation of transcription by RNA polymerase II
Cellular component (GO): mediator complex; core mediator complex
Molecular function (GO): transcription coregulator activity
Source: RefSeq, a predicted model, not a curated record